AUGACCCAGAAGGUCACAGGAGAUGAAGAUGGACUCGAGCUGUUCCUUCCAAAGGAGGUAGUUGUUUCCAUCGAGUUUGAUGGCAACUGGUUAGUGAUUACAAAGGUGAGUUGGAUAGUCUUAUCUCAAGAGUUACAGAUUAAUCCAAUGAGUAACAACUUUGCUAUGUCUGAUCUUGGAGAUCUCCAUUAUUUCUUAGGUAUAGAGGCCAAGCGCAAUUCACAAGGCAUGCUCCUCCCUCAAACCAAGUAUGCGCUAGACCUAUUGAAGCGCACCGGAAUGACAACUUGCCGGCCGAUCAAUAGUCCUGUUGCCACUGGCAACAAACUAUCAUCUUACCAAGGUGAACCAUUAUCAGAUCCUCACGAGUAUCGUCAGAUUGUUGGUGCUCUACAAUACUUGACGAUGACCCGUCCUGAUAUCUCAUAUGCUGUCAACCAAUUAACACUGGGGGUUGGAAUUACUGUCAAAUCAAGUUCCCUGAACCUAUUGGGUGCCUACACUGAUGCAGAUUGGGUUGGAUGUCCCAAUACACGUUUUUCGACAACUGGUUUUUGCACAUUCUUGGGAACCAAUCUCCUUUCAUGGGGUUCUAAGAAACAACCAACUGUCUCACGAUCAAGUGCAGAGGCUGAGUACAAGGCAUUGGCGGUCACUGUGUCUGAACUACUGUGGUUAUCUUAUCUCUUGCGAGAUCUUCAUAGGGAUGUCCAAACACCAAUACUAGUCUAUUGUGAUAGUCUCUCUGCCACUUAA
This is a messenger RNA of Telopea speciosissima, 756 nucleotides long. RefSeq lists its product as uncharacterized. The coding region runs from base 1 to 756 and encodes 251 amino acids. Lineage: Eukaryota; Viridiplantae; Streptophyta; Magnoliopsida; Proteales; Proteaceae. The transcript is spliced from 3 exons. The record is from RefSeq and is a predicted model, not a curated record.